AUGGACUGGUCUCCUGCCCUGCUCCUCCUGCUCGCUCUGGGACUCUGCUGCCCCGGGAUCCCUGGCCAGAUGUAUGAGAUGAAGAUCAGGUUUCGCAACAGCAUCACCCAGCUCCGGGUGGGACAGCGGCUGGAACUGGAGUGUCAGACUGACAAGAAGGACAGUGGCAUGUUCUGGGUCCGCCAGGACAAGAAUGGGACCCUUCACUUCAUUGUCUUCAUCUCUUCCCUAUCCCGAGCCACCUUCAAGGGGAGUCAGAGAACAUCCACACGCUUCGAGGCCAGCAAAGGCAACACUAUCUAUCGGUUGGUAGUGAAGUCUUUCACACAGGAGGAUGAAGGGAACUAUUUCUGCCUCGCAAACAUCAACCAAAUGCUGUACUUCAGCCCUGGCCUGCCUGCCUUCUUCCCAGUCAUCACCACACCAGGACCCACCACUCAACAUGGCAUCACUGGAAAGGACUCCGACGUCAGGACCCCAGAUCCAGAGUCCAGCACGGAGAAGGACCUGAAUUCCUUCUGUGAUGGUGUCAUCUGGGUUCCCUUGGCAGGUGCCUGCCUCCUGCUCCUCAUCGCCCUGGCCAUCACCAUCCUGCAGUGCCCAAGAACCAGAAGACGAAGGUGCAGGUUCAUCACCACACCAGGACUCAUCACCCAGCACAGCAUCACUGAAAAGGACCCCUGCAUCAAGACUCCAGAUCCAGGCCUCUGCCUCCUGAUCCUCCAGCUCCUGACGAUCACCAUCGUGCUGUGUCAACGUAAGACUCACCAGAACCCCUCUAGAUCCACCUCUGACCUGAAACCACAGCCCUGUCCCUCAGGGCCACGGAUGUUCCAGUGA
Manacus vitellinus (golden-collared manakin) is the source of this 840-nucleotide messenger RNA. RefSeq names its product T-cell surface glycoprotein CD8 alpha chain. The record is from RefSeq and is a predicted model, not a curated record. The coding region runs from base 1 to 840 and encodes 279 amino acids. The transcript has 7 exons. Lineage: Eukaryota; Metazoa; Chordata; Aves; Passeriformes; Pipridae.